AUGGCAUUCUUCCGUACAUCAUCCGGCUUAGACGCCAUCCUCGACCGGUCCGAUGGCACCCUGUGGGAGCGGCUGCGCCUGAAUCCUCUGACGACGAUGGCCAGGUACCUAAACGACUUCUUCCCCGUCUCAUUACCCGUCGCUGGGCAUGACAGCGACGGCGACUCGGUGACGGUGGUCUGCAUCUCUGACACGCACAACUUCCAGCCGCGCCUGCCGCCGGGAGACAUCCUUGUCCACGCGGGCGACCUCACGGCGUCGGGCACGAGGGGGGAGUUGAGACGCGCGCUGGACUGGCUGAAAGCCCAGCCUCACAGACACAAGAUCGUCGUCGCCGGGAACCACGACCUGUGUCUCGAUGAGAGCCUAUCAUCCUCGGGGAUCGGGGGGAGGAGCCCGGUGGCUGGGCGCAGCCGAGAUGAGAAAGCGGACGAAUCCGCGGGAGGCCAAGACGACGACGAAGACGACGAAGGGAACCCCUUGGACUGGGGCGACAUCACCUACCUCGACCGCACCUCGACGACUCUCAAACUCCCUGGCCGGCCGCGCGGGAUCCGCGUCUACGGCAGCCCCUACACCCCGCGCCACGGCGCCUGGGCGUUCCAGUACCCGCGGUCACCGGACGAGGACCCGUGGGCCGGCGCCGUGCCCGCCUCAACCGACGUCCUCGUCACCCACGGCCCGCCUAAGGGCCACAUGGAUGACCCGCGCGGCGGCUGGGGCUGCGAGCUCCUCCUGCGCGAGCUCUGGCGCGCCCGGCCGCGGCUGCACGUCUUCGGUCACGUCCACUGCGGCCAUGGGCGCGAGACCGUCGCCUUCGACCCACUGCAGGCGGCGUACGAGGACGUCGUGCUGCGCGAGGCCGCCGCCAGGGCCAGCGGCGACCCAAGGGCGUGGGCUCGGGGCUGGGCGUCUCUGGGGCAGUGUCUCGCAGCCUGGGUGCACGUUUGGUGGGGUGGCGGCAGGAGGCGGCCGGGGGAGACGGUUCUUGUGAAUGCCGCCGUUGUCGGGGGCAUCAGGGACCGGCUGGUGAGGGAGGCUAUUGUCGUUAGGAUUUAG
Colletotrichum higginsianum IMI 349063 is the source of this 1059-nucleotide messenger RNA. Its product is annotated as Metallophosphoesterase domain-containing protein. Gene Ontology annotation, molecular function: hydrolase activity. Lineage: Eukaryota; Fungi; Ascomycota; Sordariomycetes; Glomerellales; Glomerellaceae. The coding region runs from base 1 to 1059 and encodes 352 amino acids. The transcript has a single exon. The record is from RefSeq and is a predicted model, not a curated record.